AUGGCGGAAGCGACAGAGAAUCCUCCUGGGGCUCCGGGAGAGGCUGCGCUGCCGGCGCAGCCCGCAACCGCAAGUGGUGUUGAAGAACUCAAGCAGGAGACCCCGCUGUUUGACCAGAAUGCCAUUCCCGGGUUGCUCGAAACCAUACAAGCGAGCCUGAAGAGGCAGCGGACACCUGGGCCCGAGAGCAACGGCGAUGAGAAGCGGCAAAAGACCGAGCCGGAGCCCAGUACAGACGAUUGGGAAUCAAUGCUUCAGAAUGCCCUUGGCGAUGCGUUUCCCGAGCAGCUCGCUCAGGAUAUCUCGGCCAGUGCCUUGGACCAGGCCCCUCUGCCCACCGAGUCAGCAGCUCCCACCACAUCGGCAGCGCCAUCUCGUCCACAGCGUCGCGAACAAAAGAAGCUGAAGUUUUUCGAGUCUCCGACAUACAUAAUACGCUCAAUGGGCCUCCCAUUACUGGCCAGUUUGCGGCAGGCUGUGCAAAUACUGCUCGCGCUCUCGGAACGGUCGAGAGAGGAGACGGUCAAAUCUAUUAGCAACAAGACCACCGAUGUCGGCAAAGCCUACGGCACUCUCAAAGCUGCCUUCGACCAGGCCCGAAGAAUGUUCUCAGAGUCAUCACCAAUCUUGUUUCCAGAAGAACUCGAGAUCAAGGAGCUUGGGGACCAAGAGACAAUCCAAAUGGCAAACAUGGCUACAAUCUGUGCGAGUCUCUUUGAAGCUGGCGAUGUGUCGCUAUCUGACAUACAUGAACAUUUCCUUGCCGCCUUUGUCACCGAAUCGGUCUUGUUGACUGAUGAGCUCCUCGACCUCUUCAUCGACUUUAAAAUCCGCGUCGCAGUCGAAGAUAUAAAAACUUUGCCCGAGGGCCAGUCGAUUGACCCGGUCCUGGAGAAAAUCUUUCCAUCCGAUCUCGAGGAGCAGAUCAAACAAGCCCACCCUGAUGCGUCAUUUGCGGGCAUCACUGCCAAAUUGAAACAGGACUCCUUUAUCAGCGAAGUCAGAAGCACCCAAUCCAAAGAAACUCUAGCCCAGAACUACACUCUCAAUGUCUUUCGAGAUACUUUGAGCACCUAUCUCCAGUCGAAUAUUGACACCGUGCUGCGAUUUGCCGAGAGCCAAGGGAUCGAAAUUCCCGCAGAAGAAGACUCUGGCAUGGACGAGCAAGGCGUCAAUGCAACUUUGAGUAGUGAGAACGACGAACUUGCUGCCGCGCUGCAAGCUGCCACAUCAAGCUUUGGAGCCGAUCUCCUGGCUCAGUCUGGGGCCAGUCAUGAGAUCGGAGCCGAUGACCUAUCUUCUACCACUGAUAGUCUUGGUUUGAAGAAGCUCAUCGAGGAUUCAUUAUCGAAAGAGAUCUCUGCUGCCAUGCCGACCUCCCAGGAGACUGGAGGCGCCGCCAGUAGUGGUGGAGGUUCAGGGCUACUCUCCUUGAUCAACGAGAAGAUCGGCCAGAACUCGGCAAAUCUCGCAAGUGCUUCUCCAUACCAGACAUCCGUUCCCGCAAAUGCUUCUGCACUCGCUCAAAGCGCAUAUGCGUCGCAUUAUGCACAGUAUCCAUAUUCGCUGCCUUUCGCUGGCUACCAGACUACUCAAUUUCCUCCCCAGCAGCCCGCGGGCAAUAGUAACGGCCCUCUUCCUCCGAACCAGUCAUCGCCAAGUGCUGUGCUGUACCAGCGUGCUCGCCAAGCAGCAGCAGCAAAAUCCUCUGCCCAUGCUAGACGCGAAGGCCUUCAUAGUACCAGGAGACCCUGGACUGCCGAAGAGGAACAGGCUCUGAUGCAUGGUCUCGACCAGGUGAAGGGCCCUCACUGGUCACAGAUUCUUCAGCUGUAUGGACCAAAUGGUACCGUGUCCGACAUUCUCAAGGACAGGAGUCAAGUGCAGCUCAAGGACAAAGCACGUAACCUCAAGCUUUUCUUCCUAAAGACGAAUUCGGAAAUGCCUUACUACCUACAGUGCGUCACCGGCGAAUUGAAGACCAGAGCCCCAAGCCAGGCUGCCAGGAAAGAGGCGGAGGAGCGGGCUCGGAUGACCUCCGAAGAGGACCAGGCGCGCCUUCAGGGAGUGAUGGCUCUUGCAGGUGGCCUCCAGAACAAUCCUCCUAGGCCACAGGGCUCUCCGGGCAUGGCUGCGCAGGUACAGAGACCGCAACAACCUACGGCAUCGCCGGUCAAGCCCUCUCCUGUCCCAGCUGCGGCAAAUGCUUCAGCCCCCGGCGCCUAUCAGCAGAGGAUGGGAACCCCGACGCAACAUAACACUCAGCAGGCAAUGGCGGCGCAGGGUGCAGCACAGCAUUAUGCCUCGACGCACAUGGGUCAACCACAUCAGAUCAAGGCAGAGCCAGCCUCUUCUCCUACGAAACCUCAACAUAACUUCCAGGCCAAUGGCCAACCUCGCCCGCAGCCGAUACAGCAAGCGCCCCAGCAACCUUUUCAACAGGCAAAUCAGCAGCAAAUGCGCCAGCCUGUUCAACAGCAGGUGCCUCGACCAAUCGCCCAGGCGCAGCCCCAGGUGAACCCCCAGGCCAGGCCUCAGACUGCGCCCCAAGGCCAUAUACCACAACAGAUCCAGCCACAGCCGCAGGUGCAGGGCCAGCUUCCAUUACCACAAGCACAGACUCCUCAACAACAGCCCAAUACCCAACAGCAUCCACGACCGCAACCGCAACUGCAAGUUCAGAUGCAGGCCAAGGCCCCGCAGCAGGCACAGCCUUCACCUCAAAUACAGCAGGCACAAUUGCAUCAACAACAGCGUCAGUCGCCAACCUCUCUACCGCAACAGCAACCGCCGCCGCUCGCGCAGCAGCAGCCACAGCAGCAACAACAACAACAGCCACUCGCUCAGUUCCAGCAAAGUAGUAACACCGCUCUUCACCAAGCGCCACCUUCAAUGGAAGCCGCGAGCCAAGCGCAGAACAAUCAUGAUGCAACCUCCGAGGCAUCACUGCUGGAGACACUCAAAGCCGCAACCGCUGCGAUACCUGGGUGA
Thyridium curvatum is the source of this 2991-nucleotide messenger RNA. RefSeq lists its product as uncharacterized. Gene Ontology annotation, molecular function: double-stranded telomeric DNA binding; protein homodimerization activity. Gene Ontology annotation, biological process: telomere maintenance via telomere lengthening. The record is from RefSeq and is a predicted model, not a curated record. Bases 1 to 2991 code for a protein of 996 amino acids. NCBI's taxonomy places the organism in Eukaryota, Fungi, Ascomycota, Sordariomycetes, Thyridiales, Thyridiaceae. The transcript is spliced from 5 exons.